AUGGUCGGCGGUGGCCCAGUGGCUCCCCACUCGGCUAGCGGCGGCACCGGCAGCGGCAAUUGCAGAGGUGAUGUAUGCUCAGUCUGGUGCGCCAGGGAGGCUCCCCUCGCCAACAAAAGGCUAUUCUACUCCCUCGCCCCCCCUCCCCAGACUUCGAAAAAUUCUCUCUCUCUCUCUCUCUCUCUCUCUCUCUCUCUCUCUCUCUCUCUCUCUCUCUCUCUCUCUCUAUCCAUCUAUCUCUGUCUGUGUCUCUGUCGUUCUUGCUCUCGCAACCCUAAAUUCUACAAAACCUUCUCGUACGCACGAGGGAUCCUGACGGUGCUCGUGCGACGGGUUGUAGACGGCGUUUUACCCCUUCGGACAAGGUGAAACUCGCGCAGUCUCAGACCGUCCCGUUGCCGGAAUCGAAAAGGACAAGGAUCGAUAGAGGGUCGCAAUUUUCCGAGGACAACCGAUCCGCAGGGCUGCCUGCUGCGCCGGUCCCGGCCGUCUUCUCUCGAGCUCCCCCUGCGGGCAGAGCUCUCUGUAAUUAACACGCUGGUGAGUGUUAUCACCAGGUCGAGGUCGUCCCUCGACUCCUGUCAAGGUCAUCCUAAGCAGCCGUGCGAUGGAAUCCAGGGGAUUCCCCCAUGCCCGUGGCUACGCCGCAUGUUCCUUCCGACGUGUAUACCCAAACACCAGGAAGAGGGGGCAGAUCUGGGAGUGGAGAACCUGCCAGGGAGCCGCGCCUGAGCAAUGGGACCCCGAAGCGGUUGACUCAUCCUUUUGUAUCGCGGGAAGACUAAUUGGAAACCCUAGCUCGUGAGGUUUUCGCGGUUCAAACUACCAGAUAAGUGAAGUACAGAGAGUACGUGAGAGUUUUCACGCACUACGGGGAUGGAGAGAGAGAGAGAGGGUGGGGAUCUUUCCGGUAAAGCUUUUGGCUGCGGCAAUAAAUUCUUUCCGUUUCACAAGCUCGAUACCGCGACGGUGAGGGUCAGUCGUGGACUAGGGGACUCGGCUUCCCUCUGACUUGUCAGGACGUCGGAAAGGUAGCUUCACGGACGAGCGAACGGGCAAGCCAACGAAGGGAGAGAGAGAGAGAGAAUUGAGAGUGAGAGUGGGGACUGUCUCAGUCUGCCAAUGGGGACAGAAGUAACGAGCGAGGAGAAACGUGAACGGGCCUUGUCAUGUGCAUGCAAACGUCUUGACCUCCAUCCCCCCGCCCCACCCUCCUCCUCGUAAAAUAUCCCCCCGUAAACAAAUCAACAUUUUCCCUCCCUUCCUAUCGACCCUAUGAAGCUCGAGAGUUCCCACUACGAGAUACAUAGAGAGAGGGAGAUAGGGGUGGAGAGAGAGUAAGCGAGGCGAGAGAGAGAGGGAGAGAGGAGUCGACAAUUAUGGCCUAAUCAUUCGGGUCUCAGAGACCUGGGGGGAGGGAAAGGUUCUACCCUUUUCACCUCCUUCCCCCUUUGCAGUGUUGUCCUCUUCAAGCGACCGUAUUCUGCAAACCUAAUUUUUUCUUCUUACUGUUGGUUGGUCUCCUCUCUCGCUCUAGCCGUUCUAACCCUUCGUUCCACCCUGCCUUUACUCCGUCGGGGGCCGGGGAGAUCGACGCGCCAUCCUCAGUCUUUUCCUGCUGUCAACACCGACACCUUAAAAUAUUCGACAGACCGAAGCCCCAGAAAAAAAGAGGGAUGAUGAGGCAAACAAACAAAAAAAGAUACCCGUCUCAGUCCUGGGUGGGCUCCCGCUGACAGUCUCUCCGGCCAACCCAUGUACAUCCGUCAGAGGAGAGAGAGAAGAAGGGUGACACGGGGAGGAGGAGAGAGAAAAGUGGCUGGGUUUGGCAGAAGGAAGGAGGCGAUGGUGGACCCCUCACAGCUGGGUGGCUCUAUCUCUAAUCCCCCGGGCUGUCGACUCCAUUGUGUGAAGAACGGAAGGCUGGGAGGGUAGAGGAGGAAGAAGAGAGGAGCCGUGUGGGACAAAGUGGACCGGGAGACCGCGACUGGGGAGAAGGAGCCGCCCUCGCAAGGAGUAGCAGCAGCUGGAACUGGAAGAGAGGGAGAAGACUUCUCCUAUCUAGUUAGCCUAUCAUUCUCACUCUCUCUCCCUCCCUCCCUCUCUCUCUCUCUCUCUCUCUCUCCCCCUUCUUUCGCUCUCUGCCAUAUAUCCAACCGCGGGGAGAAAACGAAUGGUCUAGCUUUAGAGAAUUUUACUUGGAUUCGUCUUUCUGCUUGUUGGGUGCAUCCCUAAUCCAUGAUUCAGAGGGUAAGUUUCUUUCUUUUUGGCCUGUCGGCGGAUCGAGGAUCUGGGUUGGUAGAAUUCAGUCUCCCUUCUCACGUUUGCUGCUUUACGAACUCUGUUCAUCUGAGGAAACCGAUGAAAGGAUAGAUCCAAAAGACCGAAAUCCUCCGACAUAGAUCCAUAUGCGCGCCCUGUUUUUAUCUCUUUUUUAGGUUUUCCCGAAUAGAAGUGAGGGAUCCCGGAGAAGGGAGGGGAGGAACAAGAAGAGAGGUUGGUAGAAGCAGUCCCAUCGAUUUUCUAUAAAAAUAACUGUAUCUAUAGCCGGGAAGGAUGUCUGCAGAUGGAUUUCCUCUCACCUCAUCCACCCUGGGAUUCCAUAAUGAACCAGAAAACCCUAACCCUAAUCAGAAGCAGCAGCCAGCAUCAGCCAGGAAGACCAGGAAGCUCCCCGGAACUCCAGGCAAUUACUCUUCAUACCUCUCUCUUCUUUCCGUUGGCAUAGGUUUAUUUGUUUUAUUUGCUUAUUUUGAUAUCAGUCUCUGGGUCUCUCGCGUGAAUACAGAUCCGGAUGCGGAGGUGAUCGCGCUGUCGCCGAAGACGCUGAUGGCGACGAACCGCUUCAUCUGCGAGAUAUGCAACAAAGGGUUCCAGAGGGACCAGAACCUGCAGCUGCACCGGCGGGGCCACAAUUUGCCAUGGAAACUGAAGCAGCGGACGGGCAAGGAGGUGGUGCGGAAGAAGGUCUACGUGUGCCCAGAGAAAACUUGCGUUCAUCAUGACCCCUCGCGGGCCCUCGGUGAUCUCACCGGGAUUAAGAAGCACUACAGCCGCAAACACGGCGAGAAGAAGUGGAAGUGCGACAAGUGCUCCAAGAAGUACGCCGUCCAGUCAGACUGGAAGGCCCACAUCAAGAUCUGCGGUACCCGCGAAUACAAGUGCGACUGCGGCACCCUCUUCUCCAGGUUCUCUCCUCUUACCUUAAUGAAGCGUCGGAUAUGCUACAACAGUCUUAUGUCAUCUGAUAUAGUGAUCUAAAUUAGAUUGCCAUAGAGUCACGAAAUAUGUUGUGAUAUUUCGUCAGUUCGUGCAUUUUACAUUUCUUCCUCUUUAUCUUCUUCUCCCCCACAACCUAAGACCCUCCUGAACUGGCUUCUGCAGGAAGGACAGCUUCAUUACCCACAGAGCCUUCUGCGAUGCAUUGACCGAGGAGAGUGCAAGGCUUUCUUCCACCGCAGCUGCCGCCGCCAGUGGUCUAUCCUUCAAGAGAAAUGGGCUCAACCAAGGGCAUGAUAUUCUCGACGAGGGGAACCCCCAGCUCCACUCUAUCUACAGACCCUCCUAUACACAUACUGCAGCUUCUCAAGAUGGUCUUCUUCUCGAUCGCCACCGGAUCAAUCUCUCACUCUGGUUGGAUAACAAGGGAGGAUCCAGUCCUCACCUCAACCCGGCGAUGGAGAUGACGCCCGCCGCUGAAUACUUAGCGGCGAGCUCCAUGGGGUUUCCGGAGCUGUUGCAGAUGGCCACUGACGGCUCCCCAUUUGGUUCGUCACAAGUGGUGAAUUAUGAAGUGUGCCCCCUGCCGCAGCAGACCAACGCCAGCCUCUCCCUAUCGAAUUCCUCUAUCUACGGCUUGGCGGAGGAGGAGAGGAAGACGCAUGUGGGAGAGAACCCUCCGUCCUUCUUCUCCUGCAAUAUGACUUCCCGGCAAGAUAGCGCCGCCCACAUGUCGGCUACCGCAUUGUUGCAGAAGGCAGCUCAAAUGGGUGCAAGCACGAACCACCACUCUUCGUCAUCAGCGUCGUCCUCUAGUUCAUCCUUCCUAAGUGGGUUUGGCGGGCUAAUGAGCUCGGCCAAGGGCAUUCAUCCUCCAAUGGAGAACAAGAGCGAGUUCCAGCUGUUCAAUCAGAAUCAGCCAGGAAGCUUCCAUCAAGAUUUUCUGCUGAGCACUUUGCCCCCCGCAUCGUCCAACUCGGGUGGCGUCAUGAUGACGAUGAUGCCGGCCGCUGGCCAUGAGCGACAACAACUAGCAUCUUCAAAGAUGGGAAGCUGGCCACAAGAAGUUGGACGCGGUCUAACCAGAGACUUCCUGGGAGUGGGGGGAGACGAGACGGGACGCCCUUUCCUCCAACAGGAGCUCGCCAAGUUCGCUUCGAUGGAUCCGGGAAUGCACCUGAUGAGCGCCUCCUACAACAGCUUACACUAAAGCCCACUAUUUUUCUUCUCUAUGCGAGAAGAUGGCCAUCUUCUCCUUGCCUUUCCAUUUCAGGAGUAGAAAAACAUCAUCUCCGUGACAAAGGUCUUGACAGUCGGCAUCCUCACAAGGACUGUCUCUUUCGUUCUUGUCGUCCUUUAAUGAUCCCAGUCCAUAAUUUCUCGAAGGCCCCCUUACAGUAAGAACCCUGAUUCUCGUCAGUAGAAAAAUUGUCCCGUUUAGGAUGUGUAGUGCCUGGAGCUACCGGAAACAGGGAAGGUUCUGAAUUAGGCACCUAUGACAUCUGCUUUAGAAUGCACAAUAGUUCGAGAGCCGGUUCGAAAGGAUUCUGAUUGAUCAGAUUCUAUUAUGAACAGUGAAUGUAUCAUGAACAGUGUUCUCUCCGGUGAUAUCAGACGGCUACCACGCCGGCGGGCGGCCUUUGAAUCAUCAAUCACGGCUUCCCAUCCAACUGGUGCCCUGAAAUCGCAGUCACUGUGCAGCGGACGUACCAGCAUCCUCUGACCUUUCCCUUUCUCAUGUGGUAACGGCUGAGUAGGAGUGCACGGGGAUGCUCCUCGUUUCCUGUUCAAUGAGACAGUCUGUUGGGGACGCGUGGGCAGUGCAUUAACUCGAGAAACAAACAGGCUCAUGUGAGGCCGUGGAGAGCGGGGUUUUACACGCUAUGGGAGCAGGCAGGGUCAGGGGAGCCGCUUACGACGGGCGGUUGCGCGUGGGAUGUUCCCUUCGUUGCUGCUCCCGCCGCCGUCUUCCCCAACCUCACACAUCAAAUGUGAUUGGGACCGCCGAAUACCGAGGCGUGGGCGAUGAGAGAGGCGAGGAGCCCCGAGGAGGGUGGAGCCUGUUUAGGGUUUUUUCAUGUACAAACGUGUCUUUCGAAUCCCUGAAGCCCGCCCUACGCGCAUCUACGUAGGUCUAGACACCGUUGAUUUGAUCGUGCUAAUCUUUAUCAAGCAGCUAGGGUUCAUCCGAUAGCAGCAGAUCAGCUGAGGCGUUUCCCGUGAAGACAGCACGCUAACUGUUACCAGCAUUGAAACUCACACUCUUGCAGAUGAUGAAGGAUUAGACAACCAAGCUAAUCACGGGUCUUUGUCCAAUCUACUACGCCGCCGGAAUCGAUACCUUUUCUUGACACCCAAAAGCAAAGAAACAGAAACCCUCCUAAGAUUCCCCCCCUCGUUUUCGCGGACGAAGAGGCUCCACUGCCUUCGUAGGCGCGAAACCAUAGCUUCAGAAGAAAGUUGACUCUCUUUCCUGUAACGCCAAUUAUCUUUACUGUGAAACAUGAAAUAAAACAGGAUCUAAUCUGGAUGGGUUCUUACCUAUUUGGGAUGGAGGUUGCGAAGUAGUUGGGAUGAAUGUAUAAAUAAUUCAUACCAAGCUUCUCACAGAGGUCAAGAUGGAAAUAACGUCUCUUGAUUUAGUGGAAUGUUGGUGUUCUUGAAGAAGGUUUCCGAUAUGCUAAUUCCAUAAUUGCCUGCAUCUUAGAGAGGCGCGUUUGAUUCCUGUAGGUUUUAGAAGUGGGGCUCCUCCCAUAGAUUUUUUAGGGUAGAGUCUUAAAACCAAUGGACGUCUAUUUUACAAUGAAGUGUGUCUAAAAAUUGGCAUCCUCUUAGUGAUUUUUACGCAAGGGAGGUGAGAACUCAAAAUCAAUGGAAAGUUCAGGCAUUCAUACAAAAUCUCCGAGUUUAGUCAACAACUGCCCUUAUUUUCCUCGAAACAUCAGACGACAAGAAUACACGUAUCAUGACGAAGGCACAAACUACAGAGUUCUCCCUCCCAUUGGCAGACUCUAUUGUGACAGAAACAACGCCAGGAUUCUUUAAUAUUAAGGUUUCUGUAGAUUUUUUUUUAAAAAAGGUCUCUAUAAUUACUGUGUUGUGAAUAUAUACUUCGGAGUUCAUGAUUUUGUGGACGAUUAUUCAUGGUGGUAUUCACGGGAUAUUGAUGUCUUUUGUAACUAAGAACUGGUCUGGGAGAAUCAAAUCUUAGAUGUGAACAGCAACCCCUCCCCCUUUUCUCCAAGGAACAUCUAAAAGAAGGAUGGUUUCUUCUGAAUUUAAGCGCCGAUUAAAUGUUAAUUCAAAUGUGCCGAUUAAUGUGGUUAAUGAGCAGUUACAAAUUCUCUCGUCGGUUACGUUGCGAUGUGGAUUUAUUCCAUUAUGAUAUUUCUUUUUCCAUUCUCUCUCUCUCUCUCUCUCUCUCUCUCUCUCUCUCUCUCUCUCUCUCUGUAUAUAUAUAUAUAUCGAUUAUUAGGGUUGGACUAGCUACUUUUAGAUACCAUUACUCUCUAUCCAUUACUACCUUCUUUCCCCACGAGAAACUUUUCAGAUAAUGAAAAUUCAUUACUGAAACUCUGGAACAGAAGGUCGCUUCUUCUUCCUCUUCCUGGUCUUCUUCUCGUGGUUCAUUUAGCGGGGAAGCCGCCUGAGCGAGCGAUGUUCCGAAUGAUGAGUUCAAUCUGAGAAUUGGCUCAGCCUGGGAGAUGAUCGAAUUGGCUUCUUGGACAUCCAUCAAAUCUUGGAGUAGUGGAGACUUGGUUUCUUGUCCAUUUUCAACUGUUGCCAACUCUGUACGGCACUACAUCUAUCAUCGCCUGGUCAAACACAGCCAACUCCGCCCGUUAAAGUUGUCGUUUGAUAGAUUCUGCAAGUUAAGCAUUGACGUUGAAUAUGAUCAUCUGAAGAACACGAAGACACAGGAACAAGACAAGUUCGUGCGCGCUGAUACGACAAACCUGCAAUCAGACGGACUUCGUAGCACUUCCGAGGAUUCAUCUACGUCGACUCUGCGGCACGAGUCUUCGUGGUAUGGAUGAUGGUCCGAUCCCCGUCACCAUAUAUACUGAUGUAUGGCUAUAUAUAUAUAUAUAUUAUAUGUGCAUACACGUAUAAAUUAAUAUUCACAAACCAUCAACCAUAAUAAAGUAUAGUAAUACGAAUACAAGACGCAAGCAAGUUUAGGGGACAAGAUGAUGCCACCGGAUGACUGACCUCACACUCAACUCGCAUGCAUAUAAUAUUAUCCAUAAACCAUCAUCCAUUAUCAUCGAAGUAUAGUAGUUAUAACUUAAGAGGUAAAUUUUGGAGAUAUGAUGAUCACAUUGUAUGGUCAGCCAACUCUCUCUCUCUCUCUCUCCCCUCCCCCCCUCUCCCACUCUCCCAGUCUCCCCUCGAUGUAUAUCCAUAUGCUUACAUAUAGACGAAUAUUUAAGAAUUUUAAAAAAGCCAUCCAUACUGAAUAAACUACAGAGAAAUAAGCGAAAGAUACAAGAUAAAGAUAAGCCCUAUCCCUCUACGUUAUUUGUUGUUGAGAAUACCACUUCUAUUUCCAGACAACUGAAGAGAAACUUUCCCAAUCUUUUUUCAAGCUAAUGGCUGUGAAAUGCCAAGUAGAGCUCAAUACGUGUGAGAUGAAAAUUGAAAAACUACAAGGCUGUAAUCUAAUUCCCACGUCUGCCUGUUUCACGAAUUAUAGGCUUAAAGAGUCUUCGCUCGAUAUGCCAGAGACUUGUAAACAUCAACAAAUUUCAUGGUCUUUACUCAGCUUUAGUGUGAGCACCUACAACGAUGGAUCUUUUCAACAUAUCUAAAGAGUUUAUGUCUUCGAUAGCCCUUAGAAAAGGUACUCCAGAUAUAAUAAAUGGAGAAUAAAUAUCUCUGGAGUUGAGAGCUCGUUGGAAGGGUGAUUCAAACGAGGUUUGAGCCGAUAGUAGACCGCCUCAGAUUUUGGUCACCACGUCGCUCCUCAAGACGAAAAGCUUAGUAGUAAUGAGAUACCAGAAGGAGAGAUGGGAAGAGAAACCAGUGAUGGUUGCUGCUGCCAUUCUUGUUGUGCUCCUCUCCAUCCAUCUCUGUCUCUAUCAUCCUAUUUUCUCACUGCCCAAGCUCACCCUUCAUUAGCCUGGUAUUUUUCAUGUUCUUCAUCUUUAUUUUAGAGAGUUAUCAGGCUCGUACCCAUUAUCAGUAUGGGCUUCUAAGGAGGUAGGCAUAACAGCGGAUGAUCUCCCUGGCAUGCCCUGCACAGUUAUGGGUCAAACCCUAGAAACUCGGAUCCCAUUUUUUCUCACCUCAUGACUGCUCUGGUACUACUUAUUCACUUGAUGAAGCAGCUAGUCCGAACAUCCUAAAAUGGAAGGCUGAAAGUUCAUCUUUUAGGGCUUUUCUGUCGUGUUUGGAUCUUGUGAAUCAAAAUCAGCCUCAUGCCGAUUUUUUUUUUAACUGAUGAAUUGCGGUCUUAGAUUUAUCAACUCAUGCAACCUAAAGUUAGUCUGCCAUGAGUGGAGUGGACAAUCUUCAUAACCGAGGUCAUGGUAAUAUCUGAUGGCCGGUAGUGGGCUGGACCUAGGAUGGGCUUUUGGAACCACCAAGCCACCGGCCCGUUUGGAUAUUGGCCGAGGUCCAAUGCGAGCCUUGGGACGAAGGGAGACCCAAUGCGAGGCUUGGCCCGACUAUCGCCAGGUGGCGCACGUAUAUAAAAAUCAAUCCCAGACAGCUGAUCUUCCAUCUAUUGAUGCUCAAUUCUUAGAGAAUGUACACACAUAUACAGAGCCACAGAGAGAGAGAGAGAGAGAGAGAGAGAGAGAGAGAGAGAGAGAGAGAGAGAGAGGGAAGGAGGGAGGUAGGGAAUGAGCCUCAGCUGCAAAUUUGAGGGUAAAUAAUGUGGCUACUGUUAAAAAAAUAGAGAACUUUCCGCGCGUAUUCAGUCGCAUGGUGCGAGGAAUUUCUCUGGAGGGGGUCUCAUUCUGUCGCCGUCUCCCUCUACGGAUGGGCGCAUGGCGGCCCCUGUUUCACCGACGUCGUUCUCUGGUCAGUACGGUCAAUAAAGGCCGGCGAUGGAGCCAGUCUCCCGCGGGGAAGAUCCGCGGCAAGCCCAGAUUAGAAAAGGGACGAGAUAAAGAAUCAGAAUAUCUACAACUAAACGGGGAGAAAAGAAAAAAGAAUUUUAAUCAUAGGAGGCGACGGAGUUGCCGGCGCUGGAGAUGCUCCCAUGGCUCUCCUCGCACAGAGCGAGGGCGCUCUCGAGGUUGGCGACAAUGUCUGUCAUGGUGGGUCUCUCCCUCCCUUCCAGGCUGACGCAGUGCACGGCGACGUAUGCCAGCAGUUCCACCGCCUCCGCCUCAUUUAGCGGCGCUGGCAGGCCCACUCUCGGGUCUAGCACGGCGGCCACCUCGCCGGCGGCUAUCCUCGGCACGGCGUAGUCCACCACACUGGUGGGGUUCCCGUCUUCUUCCUUGAAUAUCGCCCGCUUCCCUGUCAAGACCUCCAGCAUGACCACGCCGAGCCCGUAGACGUCGCUCUUCACGGUGAGAUGGUGGAGCCCGUAGUAUUCCGGGUCCAUGUAGCCCACUGUGCCCGCUGCCUUCAACGACAGGUGGCCGCCGUCGGAGUUGGGGCCGUUCAGCGACAAUCCGAAAUCCGACACCUUGGCUGUCCAGUUCGCGUCGAGCAGGAUGUUGGAGGAUUUGAUGUCUCUGUGGAUGAUGGGGGGGACGGCGUAGUUGUGGAGGUACUCGAUCCCCCUGGCCGUGUCCAGGAGUACCUUGAUCCUCAUCUUCCACGAGUUCAGGACGCCGCCGCCACCGCCGGAGGAGGAAGAGGAGGACGGGGGGCUGCCGCCUUUGCGGGAGUGGAGGUGGUCGUAGAGGGCGCCGUUCUCCAUGAACUCGUAGACCAGGAGGCGCUCAUCGUCAUCCUCGCAGAAGCCGACGAGGCCCACCAGGUGCUUGUGGUGGAGCCUGGAGAGGAAGAUCAGCUCGGACUGGAAGGCGCUCUCCUUCUCCUGAAACUUCCUGGCCUUGGGCGCAGACUCGCUCCUCUUGAUGGCCACCUCGCGGCCGUCGGCGAGCUUGCCCUUGUAGACCGUUCCGAAGCUGCCAGCACCGAUCUUCGUCUCCAUGGAGAAGUUUUUCGUGGCGGCCGCAAGUUCGUCGAUGGAGAACACCUCGGCUCUGUCUCUGGCCGAUGAGGGCCCGCUCCUCUGCCUGUUCAUUGCUCGCUGAUCCGGGCGCCGGAAGAUCAUCGACCGUGACCGCGACCUCGAUUUGGAGAUCGACCCGAGGGCGAUAGACCGGGGCGCCGGCGGCGCCGUCGUGGCGGAGUUGUCGCUGGGGGAAUUCCCGGCGCCGGUGAUGGUGGGUUGGACCGAAUUGUGGACUCUCUUCUGCCGGCAAACUCCGGCCCAUAUGCAGUAGGCGAUGGUGCAGGCUCCGGCGAAGGCUCCCACUGACCCCACGAUGGCGAAGGCCAGAAACCAUCUGCUUCUUCGUCUGGGAGCCGCCGCCGGCGGCGGCGAUGGUGACUCGGCGAUUCCGCUGCCGCAGGGCCGGCAUAUGACCCCAGAACCACCGCAAAGAUUCAGGGAAUUCGGAACUUCUCCGCAGGAAUCGCAAGACCCCUCUUUCGUGCAGAUUCCCGGAAGGACGUUCCGCAGCGGCAGGAGCGAAACCGAUGAUGGGCUGGUGCUGUUGGAGGCGACCCAGCAGAUCACCGAGAAGUUCCUGGUGGUGACACCGCACGUUAGGUCGCCGCCGGCGACGAUCCAUUCCAUUGACUCGCUCACAGGCUGGUAAGCACUGCCGCCGCCGCCACCCCAGCACACCACCGUGCCAUUGGACUGCUUGAUCGCGCAGCUGUGGCUUCUUCCCACGGCGAGUCUUGAGAACUCAAAGGGCAAAAAACUGGACGGGGGGUUCAGCUGCCCUGUCUCGUUCCUCCCCGUGCAGAGAAUGAAACCUUUCGAGGUGAUGCCGCAGGCGUGGAAGUCGCCGGCGACGAGGGUGGACAUGUUGACAUUUGCGAACCCACUCUGUAUUUCUUCUGCAAGCCUGCCCUCGCUGGCCCAGCAGUUGACUUUGCUGUCGUCCGCGUGAAUCGCGCAGGAGAACCCAUUACCGGAAGAGAGGGACCGGAACUGUCCCGCAACGGUGUCCGGAAACCGGCGCCCCCCUCUCCACCAGCGGAGCCCGCCGCCAACUACAGAGGCGGCGAUGUGGUCCUCCCCCACGGUGAGGCCCUCCAGAGGAGGAGGUCCACGGUAGAGCCGUCUCGGGCUGAGGUCCUCGCCGGCGACUGUCCAGCAGAAGAAGCUCCGCCCUUCUGACCUCAGCCCGCAGAGGAAAUCGCGACCGCCGGAGACGGAGGCGAAGGAGACGUUGGGGAGCAGCUGGAAAGUACGAGAUCCCCUGGCGCAGACGAUGCCCCUCUCCGAUGGCCCUGCGAGGACGCCGCAAACGGUGCCGCUGCCGUGGACGAUGGCGAUAGGCGCCACAGAGCCGUGCGCCUGCGCCGCCGGCGGGCGGUGGAGGAGGAGGAAGAGCAGGGCCGUGGCCACGGCGACGACGGGGGUCGUCAUCUGACGGUCGGAGUGGAGAAGGGGAAGGAAGAGAUCGAAGGACCAACCAUAAGGACGGCGACAGUUACCCACAUGGGCGGCGGCAGCGGCGGCGGCAGCGGCGGCGGCAGUGGGGGAGACGAUGGCGGAGGGAGGAAUUGA
Molecule: messenger RNA, 11932 nt
Organism: Spirodela intermedia
Lineage: Eukaryota; Viridiplantae; Streptophyta; Magnoliopsida; Alismatales; Araceae
Source: the annotation of a GenBank genome assembly